UUUUUGUCAUACAGUAAAUAUAACAACAACAGAUUCAUACACUGCUGUGUUUGCAAGCAGAGAUUUCGCAGUGGUCGUGCUGAUAUCACAAUCGCUCUCCUCCUGGUGCAUCUCGGGUUGAUGCAAGACACAUUGCAGCCGGGACUGGGGGGUGGGGCGCACACGGCUCGCACCGCUCUGCUGACACCGUUUAAGUUUUGCGGCAUCGUACUUAUGUGCGACUUUCACGUUGUUGGUAGACGAUUUCUUAAUUGUACUGGGAAGUGAACUGGGAAAAGAUAGUUUGAAUAUCCAUGUUAAUUGUCUUUUAAAUAUAAUUUACCUAGACAUCUAGAUAUUUUACAUCAGUUCGGAAACAUAAUACCAAGUGACAUAACGUGUAUUAAAGUUACUAAAAUAUUGUGAGAAGGUCGUAGGUGGGAACUAAAACAGAACAUAUGAUACGGAAGCAGAGGAUGUUUGGAAUUUCCCCUUUACAGAGACAGACAGGGUCAGGGAAGAGAUAGGACAGUAACAACACUUAAAACACAAGGAAGAAAAUUAGGUUGCCUGUCUGGUGUGAGAAAAAAACAAACUUUUUAAAUUCAUUGGUAAAAAUGGAAGCAUAUGAUAGGCUCAUUGUGGUUUUAGGGCUCAGGACAGCUGACUUGGGUUUAGAUUUUAUGAUCAGUAAUGGAUAAUCCAUCCUUUAAAACUAGCAUAAUUUCCUGUUCAUCUACAGUAUCACUGGGCAUGGUUUCCAAUGAAAGUCCUUUACCAGCAUUAUGGCUCCAGAUUUAAAAUAGAAAGGAUGGUGGAAAGCUGAAAUGAAGAGGGAGGGGUUGGCACUGGCAUUUAAAGUUUAGGUAAAGCAUACAUGCUAUGCUCCCUGCAAUAAGCAAGGCAAUUUAAUCUUUGUCAUCCUUGAACGUGAAUACCCAUCCAUUGUUUAAAAGAUUUUUUUUACGGGUUUCUAUUUACACACUGAAUGGAAUGCUGUGAAACUUGUGUAUUGAAUUGUGCUGGUCUCUGCCUCAAAAUCCUUACAGAGUGAGUCAUCUGUCCAGCUGACCUCUGGAACAAAAACAAGAAAAGUCUUAUGUACCAGUGGGAGACAGCACGGGCUGUCUCCCACACACAUGCGUCCGUGUGUACACAGUCAGGUGCAGGCUGGCACCGACCCUCAACACGAUCUUGCUUUGAUAUAUGUUGUAUUCUAGAGCACAGCAUAUAAGGAGGGUGAAUUUGAGAUUUCAUGUGACAGAUUGGUUUAAAUACCAAGAGCUUUACUCCUGCCCUUUUCCCAAGUGGCUUGGCAUUCCAGUGCAUCUGCACUCUGGAUUUGGAUUUGCUUUGUCCUUUGUAUGGUUCUUCAGUGUGUGUCAUUUAUUAGUGAACAUUGUACCAUACAGCUGCUUUAUCAACCCAUCAGCAGUGACUCAUCUCUCUGCUUUUGAUGACAGUCCCAGAAAGAAGGGCAGCUGUCUUCCGCUCUAACUUUGUCUUUUCAUCUGUGUGUUAUCUGAACAUUCCAGUAAAAUACAAGCCGUUUUUCCUGAUAUAGUGUUUCAGCCGUGUCGAUACAUAAAUGAGUUGUUCUCAUUGUCUUCCUUGUAUGUCAGAUACCUGACUUUUCUGGGACCUCAGCCAGACUUAUCUCCCUGUAUUUUUUUCUUCCAUUUGAGGUAACUUCAAACUGUGGAAUUUUAAUUUUUUUGGUGUUUAAUUUCACUGAUCAACAGAUCUCACUCUGCAGUUUUUAUGGUCUGCGAGGCUGUGAACUCUAAAGAGUGGGAACGCUGGUGGACUGACUUUUCUGUGCCCUGUGCUGCAGGAAAACAGUUUUGAUGUAUGUCAGCACCUGCUGAUAAGAAUGAGAAAGGUACACUGAUUACCAGGCUGGCUGUGGGAGGGUACCAAGAUCCAUGUUUAUAGGUGUAACAUGGUGGUGUUCUGUGAAUAGGGCUGGUGGGAAAGGCAGUAACAGCAGGGGUCAAACCAGCUGUACAGAACCAGAGUGAAGCGGAAUCUCGCUCAGCCCAAAAAGACACAAACCGGGGUGUUAGUUUGCUGGCUUUCGGUCCCACUUUUCUCGAAAGUCUUCCAUAUUUCCCUUCACUCCUUCUUUUUUUUUUUUUUUUUGAUCCACACAAAAGCAGCCCGACCGUCACGUGGCCUUUUGUCUGAACACAAUCGCCGGUGGUUCUCAUUGGCCGCUCCCUUUGAAAAAGCAUCCGUCUCCAAGGUGACAGAGAUCGGCGGCCCCGCUUCACUUCUUUCUCUCCACUCUUGUGCUGUCGCGCGCAGGCUCAUGUGUAUACUGCCGUGCGCAUAGCGGGACGCUUGCCACUGCUUUCUUUCUUCUUUUUCACUCAGUCAGGACCCAGCCGUUCAGAAGGUUGUGCCCGGUGCCAUGUGGAGGUGAGCGCGAUCGGAGCACCGUGUCGCACAUGGAGCUCAAGGUGUGGGUGGACGGCGUGGUGCGGGUGGUGUGCGGCCUGUCGCAGGAGACGUCCUGCCAGGAUGUGGUCAUCGCUCUGGCCCAGGCCAUUGGUCAGACGGGCCGCUACGUUCUGAUCCAGAAGCUGCGGGAAACGGAGCGGCAGUUGCUGGCCGAUGAGCGCCCACUGGAGGUACUGGCCAAACUGGGGCAGCACAGCAAGGAGGUGCAGUUCUUCCUGCGUCGCACAGGUCCCAGCAGCAGCGAGGUGCCCGGCCCGGACCGAGGUCCCACACUGCCCAAGCCACCCGAGCCAGAGACUCUACGGAAGCGGGAACCCAAGAAGUCGCUGACCUUCAAUCUGGGUCCUGCAAAUUCACCCCAGAGCAGACUGAAACAGAUUAAGAAGACGCCCAGAGACUUCCCGGAGGCUAGGGCUUCUCCCCCCCUGCCUGGGCCAGCCCCCAACCCUGGCCCUGUCCCUUCCAUUGGCACGUCCAAAGAGGAGGUGUUUCGGUUGAUAUUGCAACAGAAGGAAAAGCUGCAAGCUCUGGAUGUGCAGCUGGAGACUGUAGAGGAGAGGGUGCGAGAAUGGGAUAGGGCCCCGGGGCCAGGGCCCCAGCAGGACAAGUUGGAGCAGCUGGAGGAGCAGGCGCGGCGCAACCAGGCGGAGCUGGCCCAAGAGGCCGCCUGGGAGGAGGAACUGCGUGCGGAGGCGGAGCGGGAGCAAGGGCUGCGGCGCCGUCUGGCUGAGCUGCACGCCUCGCUAGACGACUGCGGCCGCAGGCUGAACAACUGCACCACCCACUCUGCGCAGCUGGAGCGUGAGAUUCAGCAGGAGGCGCACUGGGAGGAGUCGUCGCUGGACACCGUGAGGGCGGAGCUACAGAGCCAGCAGCAUCAGGGGGUGGAGCUGGAGGCCUCGCUGACGGAGGCAGAGAAAACACUGGGGCGGGUAGAGACUCUGCUGCAGGCCAAAAAGGAGGAGAUAGACGAGCUGAACAAGGAGCUCCGCCAAUGCAACCUGCAGCAGUUCAUCCAGCAGACCGGAGUUCCCCCCACCCCGCCGAAUUCGUGCGCGGACCCCCUGGAACUGAUGGAGCAGGCCAAGCUGCAGCAGGAUGGAUACAGCAAUGGUGAGUCACUGUCUCGCCCCACUGCCAAGCACUUCCUGGGACACCCGCGAAACCUGCAGAACCCUGCGGUGUCCAGCUUGAACCCCGAGGUCCUGACAUCCAGGGAGUCGUCAUGGAGAUAGAACACAGACCACAGCCCUGGGAAGUUGGUCACUGUAAAUUUUAUUCCUUCCUAAAUGUUCAGCUUGUUCUAAUUGUUGUUCUAAUUAUAACAAACGUUAUUAAUUCUAUAUAUAUAUAUAUAUAUAUAUAUUUGCAGAAUUUUGUUACAUUUUGGAGUAUAUAUUUACUGUAAAAUACUUUAUGAUUUUUAUGAUAUACCUUCAGUGUAUAUAAUAAAGUUGAAUGAUUGAGUUUCA
Molecule: messenger RNA, 3914 nt
Organism: Brienomyrus brachyistius
Lineage: Eukaryota; Metazoa; Chordata; Actinopteri; Osteoglossiformes; Mormyridae
Gene: rassf7a
Product: Ras association domain family member 7a
Exons: 6
Coding region: 2430-3677 (415 amino acids)
Biological process (GO): signal transduction
Source: RefSeq, a predicted model, not a curated record